AUGGCCCUGGGUUUGCCUUUUCGCGGAGCCAGAUUCGUCGCCGCCGUCAGCGCCUACGCCUUCAUAAUAACCAAUUCUGGCAAGUUGAAGAACAUGUUCUACAAGAGCUCGUGCACUCUCCUGAUGAAUGUACCGAAGGCGGACAAGCUGUUUGUCAUUGGUGAAUUAAAUUUCUGCCACAGGAUAGAACAUACUGCCUGGGAUGGAAGUGCGGGAUUCACAUUGGAUUGGCGACUGCAACGAUAACAGGAUCUUAUUUCUGCUAACCUGCACAGAACACCGUCUCCUUUUUCAUCUACCUCUCCUCCUUCUCUUUCUUCUUCCCGUCCUACUCCCCACCGGAACCUUCCUCUGCCUCCCGAUGCAGGAGAACGCGGUUUGGACCCACCCUCUAUUGCGGCAGUGGCAGCUGUUGAAGUGUGCUCUCUCCCGGGGGCGAGCUCGACAGGACGUCUUAGCGACAAGUAUGAUCUGUGGCGCCGCAGGCUGGAUGGAUCACCGCCUCGCUAGCUCCAAGGCGAGGUUUCGACUGCGCCCCCUCAUGAGACCACAGGACAAGCGACCACCAGUAAGUUAAAUACUGUUCUGUUGAAUUUGCCCGCCCACCGCUUCGAUUUCUUCGAUCCACUCACCCAACGACUGGGAGAAAUACAGGAUCCGGACGACGACGCUGCCGUGGAGGCACAAUGACGCCAAGUUCAGAACGUUAUCUACUCCAUCGUCCUGGACACCCUCAGUCGCCCACGCUGUGAACACCAGGACUGAUUUGGCGACAUCGAAGAAGAACUCCGCAUUCACCUCGCCGUGGAGAAUAAGCAAUACAACGUCUACAACGACCGCUGGACCAAUGCAAACAAGGUUUCCUCCUUCGAAUGUGGUCACCUUCUGCAGCAACCGCUGCUGGAGAAUCAGAACGUCUGGAUGGCUCGUAAAGAUGAGGAAAUUCAGGAGUAUGUGGGUCAUAAUGAAACAACAAACUUCGUCGCAUCAAUAAAGGCGGUCUGCGACGCCACAGUUAAAAGAACGAUACCACUUCUCAGCUCCGACAGAACAACCCUUCUGGAGGGAUAACCGUGGAAUCUGAAGCGCUAUGCGCAAAACUUCGAAAGUGUCCUAAACCGCCCAUCCAUGGUCUCCGAUGCCGCCAUCAACCAACUCCCCAAAUUUAAACGAUCAACGACGUCGACGUCCCGCCAUUCCUCCCAGAUACCAUCAGAUCAAUGCGUCACCUCUCCAGCGGAAAAGCACACAUUUAACCCACUCACCUCUUUAAGACAUCAUAUCCACCCACGACGUAACAGUCGCCGUGAGGUCUUUUUAUUUCUGCCUCUGGCACGUACUGUUAAAUAUCGUCGGUUCUUUUCUGUAAAUGCAAUUGCUAUUUGGAAUAAACUACCCAUGAGUGUGAAAACUCUGCAAAAUUAUCCAUUAUUUAAGAGAACUAUUACUCGAUUUUUGCAUUCAGAAAAGCUCCCACAAAUUUCGGGUGCUGGAAACUCUGAUCGACUGUACCGUAGCGAUGGCGUUUGUGGUCUCUGAACACUAUGGCCGGUCUCACCAGCUGUUCCUCAACGCCUCUACUUUGGCUAUCCCCAACUUCAUGAAAGGAAUUUGACGUCCGAAAAUCUCCGAUACCGUGCAACCUCCCACCUUCUUGACGGUCGAUAUUCUACCGCCGCUGGCAGUUUUUUCUCCUGAGCCCUUCAAACCAUAAAAACCACCAUCAACUAUAUUUUUAUCCCUUUAGCUCAGGAGUUUUUUUCACUGCCGGUCGGAUUUAUGUUUAAACGCUUCCCUUGACAAUGCCUUUAAACUGGCAUUAAAUAAAAAUUUAUUUAUUUAUUUAAGUGUAUUCCGAAUGAUAGAGAAUACGCGCGGCCCAGGUAAUUGCAUAGAAGAAGACGGGAAAGCGAUCGCCUUCCCGUCUUCUUUUAUUUAAGUGUAUAUAGUCCGAGAGGAAUCUCGCUGCUCAAAAUUUCCGAGAUCUUCUCUCGUAUCAUUAUCAAUCAUCUCAACGACAAUCUGAAACGCAGACCUCUCCCAGCGACACCGCAAAACCAGUAAUGUGAGCUUUGCCGUCCGCCAGCAAAUGCUGUCCCCUCCUUUCACUACCUUUAUGGAACCGACGAGAGCCUCUGACGCGGCGAAUCGCGGUGGACGCUGGAAAGUCAUACAAAACACGGCUGCCCCAGGCAAUUCAUGCACAUGGUGCGUGUAAAGAUAACGUACAUCACGUUAUCUCUAUAUUUAUACUCAAAGAAAGGGAUGUCUAAGUUUUAAGGAAGUUUUCCAAUUUUCGAAUAAUUUUCAGCCAGAGCAGCCGUUACAUUAGCGUUUAGCUAUUUCAGUCUACAAGGUGUAUACAUUCCGCGAAAGAAAAAUUAUAUGUUCCCUCAUGUCUUUGAGAAGGUACCAUGUAAAGUUCACAAAAUUUUGCAAUGGAUAGGGACUUUUCGAAUACUUCAUGAGAAGCGCUAAUAAACGGUCAGGCACAUGAAUAUACAUGAAUAUGCCUUACACGGUCCUAAAAAGUCUCAUAAACAUGAACUUCCUUAAAGCCUAAAUACACAUUUUGUUCGAGUAAAAGAUAUAAAACAGCGCGAUGUGCUACCAAAUCAUUAAAAGAAGGCAUAUGCUUUGGCGUCUUUUCCAUCAAAUAUAUUUGAAUUUAUAAUCUCAUCGAAAAUUACCGUCAAAAAUGCAUGCUACAUGAGCAGUCAUUUUUGGCGAGUUGUGUUUUUACAUGAGAGCAAAAGGAAGUCCAUUUAAAAGCCAACAUCUUGGCAGGUACGAAAUAUUGUAGGAUUAUGUCACGUGAUAACUUACAAUACAACGUCAUUAAGGUAAUCCUCCCUAAUCGAAAACGCAUUUCGGAAUUUUCACCAACACUUCAUGAAAUUGGUCACUGAUUGUAGGUGUGACUCGAUAAAAUUAUCUGGGUGACCGCGAAUUCCCAAAGUCUCCAGUUUAACUAAGAGUCGUCAAUAUGACAAUUUAUCAGUGGUUUUACUGAAAUCGCUUCCUUUCUCUUUGCGCCUUCUCUAGCUGCUUUUCUGUCCCCCUCAUGCUCCCUGUCGACUCGCUGCUGGGACCGCGCAAGGCUUGUCAAUGGCCUUGUUUGGAGCUCGAAGCCAAUGAGCACUACGCCUCCCUGAUUUGCUGGCGGACACAGCUUGAGACAGAGCGAAGACGCGUACGCGCGCUGGAGCCUAAUAACUUCAACGGUGGACACAGACAAAAAACUUGCCUGGAGAUACAGCUUGCGAUAACAGCUUACUGAGCCUCUUGCACGAUCUUACACGUGAGUACAUUUGGCCAACCCAGUCCGUCUUCCCUGACUUCUGAUUUGGAGAUCUUUGUGUUGUUGGUCAUACCACCUGCCCCCCACCUGACUCCUUACAAACGGUAAUGUCUAUUCUUCAUAAUCAACGUUAAAGUCGAGUGUUGACAAUAGAUAACUCUCCACCGGAAGGGCAGCUCUAGCCCUGGUCGCACAUUUUACGUCCGCGACACCCGAAGUGACAGGCAGCAUAUUUUGGCACCCGCUUCUGGCAUUCUUUCGGCCGCACAACUUAGGUGACCGAACGGCUUAUAGAGAUGUUCAGCUUUUCAGAAACAUCUCUUUCCGAUCUUUCAACUUCUUCAAUUUCUCCUGUGUCGCACCUCUCAGACCUGACGUGUGAUAUCGCUUCUCUUGAAGAGCAUGCAGUUACUUCAUUAUCCUUGAGCCCGUCGAGGUCAUCUGCCAGCAUGUCUUGUCUAUGCCUUCAUCUCGUUCCAACAACACACGACCUUUGGUAUUAAAGCCCGUUGUUGCAUCAGUCCCUGCCUCUUAAUCUCCAAAGAGAUCAAACGAGUGAAACAAGUCAACCCGAAGGUCAGUGGGUCAAACCUCCAUGGCAGCUCUAGUCCUGGUCGCACAUUUUACGUCCGCGACACCCGAAGUGACAGGCAUUUUUUAGUCGACACUGGUGCGCACCUGAAUGUUAUGGCCCCCACGUCAGCCAGUCGUCUGUGCCCUAAUCCGGAUCUAUUCCUUCAGGUCGUCAACACUUCUCAAAUCGCCACCUUCGGUACCUGCUCCCUUUCCCUGGACAUCGGUCUUCGAAAUCCUCUCCCUUGGUCUUUUUCGUUACUGACAUCCCCUGUGCCAUUCUCAGUGCAUACUUCCUCGCUGCUUCCAACCUUCUGGUCGGCUGGACUGCCGUUAGCCCCGUUUACACGACAAGACCACCGAAUUCACCGUCCGUGGUAUCAGUUCUUCUGACGCUCGCCAUCAACUCGCCGUCCCGGACCCUGAACCCGAGAAUAUUUUUGGCAGCUCCUUAUCAAAUACCCUGGUUUCACGCGUCCCAAUUUCGACCUUUCUACUCCCCACGCGACGUUAUUCACCACAUCUGGAAAACUGGCCCGCCCGUGUUUUCUCGAUCACGCUGUCCGCGCAUGCACUUCCUGCUAUCGCCCAGGACGAGUUCACACACACGCCUCAGAUGGGCGCCACCCGUCAAUGUGAAAGUCCAUAAGCCUCACCCCUCCACACGGUUCUCAAGGCCGCCAAUGUUAACUGGCCUCCCUGCGGUGACUACAGGACCUUAAACAACAUAGUAGUCCCGGACAGCUAACCUGUCUCGCAUCUUUAGGAUUUUGUUGGCACCCUACUCGGGAAAACUAUGUUCUCCAAGGUCGACCAGGUUCGUGCCUUCCAGCGAAUUACCCGGCAGCCGUCACUACCCCCUUUGGCUUCUUUGAGUUCUUUCGCAGGCCCUCUGGACUCCACAACGCUUCCUAGACCUUCUAGUGGUUCUUUGACGGAGUGCUUUGCGACCUACCGUUUGUGUUCGCCAGCAUUGACGAUCUUUUGGUGGUCAGCUCCUCCGCUGAAGAACAAAUGAUGCAUCCUACAAAGUUGUUCGACCGCCUUCAACAAUUUGGCAUUGUUGUCAACCCGUCGAAGUGCGUUUCGGUUUGCCCUCCCUCGAAUUUCCCGGGCAUCCGAUUGACUCCAUUGGCAUUCAUUCUCUUCCAUCAAAGGUUACGACCAUAUGUAAUUUCCUACCUUUCUCUUCAAAGCUUCAGCUGCAGCGAUUUUUAAGCAUGUUGAAUUUCUAUCGUCCGUUUUUCCUGAACUAUUCCGACAUGAUUCUGUCGCCCACGAGCCUCCUCUCGCGUUUCAAAAGUUCGUUCAAACUUCCUACAGACGCCCUCGCUGCUUUCGACAAGGUGAAGGUUGCGCUGGACGACACCAUCCUCCUGAUACAGUUUACUACCGAUGAUCCCAUCUCCCUCGGGCCUUUAAGCAAUGGCGCUGCACAUGUCGCCUUUCUCUUUCUUGUCACAAAUGCUAAGCUGUGGUGGUUGGCGAUGAUCACCAGCCUCAACUAAGUAUUGACGGGCACGACACAAAUGUGCCUGAAGUUAUCAAACACCUGGGUGUAUCGGAAUCCAAGACUCUUAAUCUUUUAGAACGUAACGCCCUUAUAGUAUCUCAAAAUUAUGCUGGAGAACAAAGAGCAAAUCAAGUUGAUCGUCUCAAAAAAACCGACCUCAGAAAAACACACAGACAGGUUUUUUUCAACCGGACUAUUCAUCAGCGGAACGGCUGAAACGUCGGGAACUUGUCUUGGAGUUAAAACCAAGAUGGAACGGUGGCGAACACAAUCUGGCUAUAUUCAACGGGAAGGUAGUUCGGAAAUAUAAGCCGUUUCAGUGGAACCAGACUGUAAUGCUAAGCAUGACGGCACCUACUCAGCUGAAACAGAUACCUUCGUUGAACCACCUGCUCAAGGCGGCAACACAUGUAAGCGCGUAACGUCCACUGAUCUGAAUGAAGCAACGCAUAUAAAUGGAAUCUAUCAGCCCAGAGAGCAUGGCGUUCGAGAUAACAGAGUAAUGCUCAAAACGGGAACAAAUGCAACGGGAAAUUCGGCUGGUGCAAAACUCAGGUGCUUGAACACGAAUGCCCAAAGCCUCAUAUCGAAACUAGACGAGCUAAAACUUUGCCUUGUCGAGCUGUCUCCAGAUGUUUUAGCAGUAACCGAGACCUGGCUGUCCGGAAAUACUAGCGAUGGCGAAGUAGCCUUGCCUGGAUACCAAAUUUAUCGGAGGGACAGGGAAUAUCGUCAGGGCGAUGGUAUAGUUGUUUAUGUGAAUGAAGGCCUGGCAGUGUCGGAAAACACCACCAAGUUUGCGUGCAGUACGGAAGCUAUCUGUUUGACCAUGAAGGCUACCGGUUCCCCGUGUCUCGAUGUCCUCACUGUCUACCGACCACCUAGGACAGACCGAAUCGCCGACCCUCAACUAUUGGAGCAGUUGGAGAAAUUUUCCAGUCGACCUAACAUCAUGAUCAUGGGCGACUUCAACGCACCAGGAACAAACUGGAAUACCCUCCAAGCGUCAGGUCCAAAAUCGGCAUUCGAUUACCGCCUGUUGAGCAAAACAUUAAAUGCGUGCCUCACACAAAAUGUAAUGUUCCCAACGAGAACACGUGAAGGACAAAGGGCAAACUGCCCAGGGGCGCUACAAUAAACCUAUUAUAUUCUAUUCAAGAAAGAAAUCAACGGGAAGCACAAAUUGUGGAGAAAAUACUGCGUCACUGAGCAAGUUGAAUAUUUAAACACAUACAAGACACAGAGAAACAAACUGUGGAACCUGAUCAUGAAAACGCGACGGGAAUUCGAGAAGAACUUGCUACAAAAAGCAACGCAGAACCCAAGAUUACUCUACAGUUACCUCCGACAAAGUACAAGGAACAGGCAUCAAAUCCACUUAAUACGGACUACUGAUGGCGUUGAGAUUGCUGAUAGUAGGGAUAAAGCUGCGUAUUUUUCACAGUUUUUCCAAUCGGUCUACACAAACGAGGCAAGGUUCCUUCCUCCCUCCACAGAAGAACUGCUGACCCCAAGCGUCAGUGGUUUACUCUUCUCAGAAGGCAUUGUACGAAGAGAAUUAGAGGCAUUGACACCGGAACAUUUCCUAUCGAUUGGAAGCUGGCGCAUAUUACUCCGCUACACAAAGGAGGUAACAGGGCAGCGACGACAAAUUACAGGCCCAUAGGCUUGACAUGCAUUCUUUGCAAAGUUAUGGAAAGGAUCAUAAAGAGUGAACUGAUGCAAUUCCUGGAAGUUCACCGCCUGCUAUGGAAAUGCCAAUAUGGGUUCCGGAAAGGAAGAUCCUGCAAGGAUUUGCGUCACUAAUAGUCAAAGAUCCCUUGUGCCUAUCCCGCGCAAGCCCCAUAUUUGAAGUUGAUUCAAAUAUUUAUGAGAUUCUUCGGUGAACCAGCCAUGAGCUUAUGAAUGGAUCCUUAAGCAGCUCUAGAGAAUCCUUAACUCUAUCUCUCAUAAACAAGGUGUAGAUGUCAUUACAAAAAUCAAACCUAACAAAUAUUCGUUCCUGAUCAACGGAUGUAUUAAUUGCGACCAGUUGGAAAGAAUUACUAGCAUCCGCAAACGUCUGGAAUGUUUUGACAUCAAGGGAAGUCUACGACUUAUUUAAAGGGUUCGCAAAGAUAGGUGCACAUUACUGGAGUAACUAGGGGGAUUACAUAAACAGUCCAUCAGAAGCGAAGAGACGAGUCCCAGGAGGCAGUUGUAAAGAAGGAGGUACGAUCGUUGGGACAAGAGCUUUGUUCGCCUGACGUUUCGGGUCCCUGCUCGAACCCACCAUCAGAGACAAAAGCAGAUACGGGUGGUCCAUGCACAAAGGGCUGCAGUAUUUAAAGGAUGCAGUCGCCAUGCCUCCGCGGCUUCCUUCCUUUCGUCAGGGAUCGUUGCACUUGGUGUGCUGUUUGUUUGAUGGUCGACAUUGCGUCGUUAAUUGCUGCAAUUUUAUCACGUGCGUUGGAUGUUGGUGUGAUGAUUGCUCGACCAUCUGACCCACUGACCCUGGCGUUAGAAAAGUGUUCACCUGUGCGCUUCUCGCGUGGCUACUUACUCCGCCUAAGUGAAGUCCCAGCACCGAGUAAGGAAAGGGAAGUUCGUUGCACCUGUUGAUGGACUGUGGGCCAAUGAACCAUGACGCAAGCAGCUCGCGGCUGACGCGGUUGCCACUUCUAGCGAGAAUUUCAGCCUCGUUAAAUUUUGAUUCAUUAGAGGUGACAACCGCGUGAUUCGCGAGCUGCUUGCGUCAUGGUUCACUGGCCCACAGUUCGGUCGAAAUGAUAAUGUGGUACGUUCAUGCGAGAACUGCCUACAUUCUGCGCCGUAUUCAGUAAGGGAAAUGAGGUCCAAUGUGCAACGAGGAAACUUUUGUCAAAUGAAUCAUAGGCGUCACGAAUAGACUGGGGCGUCACAAAGAAGUAGAAAUGAUAGCUGGAGCAAGGGAUUUAUUAGCCUGACAUUUCUGAUUCUAACUUGAAUUCAUCAUCAGAGACGGAGUCAGAUAAGGACAGUGGAUUGCCCAGGCGUUGCAAUAUUUAUAGGGUGCAGUUGCCAGGCCACUACGUGUCUAUCACAUUUGGCAGCUCCCAUAGACAUCAAAUUUCUACGGGCUAGGUGUUGAAGUAUGCUGUUGCCAUGUGGUUGCUAUGCGCCUGCAUGCCGGUCAAGACGAUCAGCUACCAGGAUCAUCACACGCGGCUGAGUGGGUAACUACCGGAUUUCGUCUUCCGUGUGGACUAUUGGGUGAUUUGACUCGCUGAAAUUGACACCGGGACAGUGGUUAUCCGCACGCUCUCCUCGAGGAUAAUUACUUUGCCUAGGUUAAGUCUCAAUGCUGAAUAUGGAGGAGGAGGUUGCUGCGCUUUUCUAUUGAUAAGGGACCGGAAAGCCAUUACUCGAGCAGUUCGCGGCUCACGCGGUUAUCGUCUCUGGCAAGAAUUUUCGCUCUGUCAAACUUGAAUGUGUGGUUGGGUCCAGUCGUAUGAGGUACGACUUGGAAGUUAGCGUCGUUCCUCCCACUGCUGCCGCGCGCUCAGCUAGACGCGUCCGAAGUAAUCUUUCGGUUUCUCCAACAUAUUUACUUUGCCCGCAACUACACCAGACCCGGUAAACGACUCCAUAUGCUUCCUUCCGUAACAGGGGGUCUUUCGGUCUCAUGAUCUGGAGCCUUAUGGUUACCUCCGAUCUAUGUACAACUCCAAUUCCGAGGGACAUAAGAAGGCGACUGAUAGCUUCUUCACAAACGAGAGAGCCCGCCAAAAUUGGGGCUAGUUGGGUUUUUUCUCUCGCCUCGUCCACGCAGGCACUGGCUGAUGAAAUUUCGCGGGUAGCCACUCACUCUAAGUCCCCGUCUAAUGUAUUCUAAUUCAGCAACCUUGUCUUUUGGUUCAUUGCAGUGUGUCUCCACCCGCUGGUACAGCGCCCUUAUGCAACUGUGUUUGCGACUGAUUGGGUAGUUGCUUUUAUAGCUCAGUACUUGCAUCGUGUUUGUCGCUUUCAGGAAUAAUUUGAUUUGUAAGUCACUACAAGCUUUGCGGCAGACGAGGACAUUAAGGUAGGCCAGCUAGUUGUUUUCCUGUUCCUCCAUCGUAAGUUAAAUGUCCGCGGAGACAGUUUUCAGGUGUUUUUUAAAUCCCGUUCGAUGAUGACGAAGAUAUCUUCAACAUGCCAAGCUUAGAAGUUCAGUCUGUGCUAUCGGAAAACCAUCGAAUCCAACCGCUUUUAGACCGCCUCGGCUGAGUCCCAAAAUCGGCUAACGCGCUGGCAAGCCUUUUUUGCUCCUUGAUUGCUCCUUCAAACGUAAAGUACGUCUUGGGACAGAACUUUAUGGGUUGGAAGAUUUGGGCGUGUCCAAGAUGAUUCUACGUAUCAUCGUAUUUGUCUCGUAGGAAUAGUUCGAUGGUCUCGACUGCCAGGUCCGUCGGAAUAGAAAUAAAAGAGGACGGGAUAUCAAACAAUACCAUGAAGUCGUUUAAUAAAAGACUUACACCAUUAAGUUUCUUUAUGAAUUGCGUUGACGAACUGACUGGAGUUUCUGAAUUUGCGGUCAGAAAUUUGAGACGCCGAAAGGGCCAUUUUGCCAGACCGUAGAUUGGAGUAUCUUUAAGUGAGGCGAUGGGCCGGAGGGGGACGCCCUCUUUUUGCACAUUAGAAAGGCUAUUGGAGCGGACCAAGACCGUGUCCUGGUCUUUCACCAUGCAUCGGUCAACCGGCGACAUUGAACCCGAGUUUUCCAAUGCCAACAGUGUUGCAUUGAUUUCUCGUGUUAAUGUUUUUACGGGGUUGGUUACGCAAGACGAAUGGCGCUGGCGGUCCUACAGUCUUCCUCUUGAGAUUCUGAAGGUGGCUCGUCCUGUGUAAAACAACCGUUUAUAGCAAAUUGUCCGCAGGCACAAUGGCGAUGUCUUUGUCGGUCUUAAAUCCUCUUAAUGUAGUACGCUCGACCUUCGACAGCACUUCGCGCGGUCUGUGAACCAAAAGCAAAGACAAAACUUAGUGUCGGAAAAGGUUUAUGGUGUCGUCGGUUGCUUCCGUAUGACUGAGGAUUAAUUCCACCACUGUACUCUCGUUAAUAGAUUUGGCGUCAGGUGUCCUGAAUGGAGCCUCAUGCUGUAACACCUGCAUUUGAUCCCUCGUCAUCUCCUUUGACGAGUUGUUGUGCAUCGGUUUGUCGUUUUCAGACGACGCUCGAUUAGGCAGCUUUCUAAAUUUGCUUUCCAAUGCUGUGUCACAUAUCCCCUUCUGUUGGCGGAUACGUUCAGACACCCUCUGCAGGAGCAGAUUUAUACAUAAAUCGCACACAAAGUCGUGGUACUUGGUCUUAUCUUAAUCGAUACUCUGACGGUACUUACGAAUCCUAGCGUGGUAGUCUUGGAAAAGUAUUCGGAUCAUACUUCUACCAUGUUGAAAUACUGUUCGUCUCACCAAAUCCGUGUUUAUUGGUGCCUGUAUGAGACACACUUCGGUAAAACGUCGGUGUCGGGGCACCGAUGCAGAAACCGAAUCUGCACACACGUAGUAGCCUCUCGGAGAGCGAAGGUUUCCCAUCGUCGGGCUAAUCGGGCAAUCCCCUAUUCUUAUCUAACUCCAUCUCUGAUGACAGAUGCCGAGCCGUAAAAAACCCUCAAUCGCUUUACAGCUACUUGCGAAUGAGCACACGUAGGAUAAACUCGAUCCCUAUCAUUAGGAAUUAUAGGGAUCUCGAAAUAUCGGACAGUGCAAACAGAGCCAAAACUUUUAUCAGUUACUUCGGUCUGCUCCAAUAAGAAAAUCGAAUCGUAUUCCAUUUAGUUGCCAGAACAUGGAAACAUAAAUUAUUCAAAAUAUUCAUUCUGAAAAGAUCGGCUUUUAAAGGACUAGAUUUUGAAGGAUUGCAAAUCUUCUGGUCCGGACGAGAUUUCAGCAAAACAGCUCUCCGAACCUUGCUGAAAAUCGGUUAACCUAUUUUCCGUAUUGCACCGGAAAUCGUUCGAAAAUUGAUUUUUCACGCGUUGAACAACACUGCACAUUGCAUUAGUUCAAAAAUAAUAAUCGUGCAAUUUUGAUCGGCUUAAGGUCCGUCAGCAUGACAGCAGUUUAUUAAGAAGCCGUGGAGAAGGCCAUGAAUGCCGUUGAUGAGUUUCUUGGAAAACCAUAGCCUCUUGUCCAAUGCACAAUACGGUUUUCGUAAGGGAAGAUCGUGCAUACCGAACUUGUUUUUCACGAAACAAGGUUGGACAUGAACAAUAAAUGAAAGACACACUGUGCAUGCCGCCCUACUGAGUUUAAGAAGACCCUUAAUAUUGUCCAGCUCCAGAGCCUCCAGGACGAGUAGGGAGCAUCCAUGCAGAGGCAAACUUCCAAAAUGGAUCGAAAAUACCCUGCUCGGUCGUUCACAAGUUAUCUGUAUAUGGCAACAGCAGUCGAAGCGCACACUCAUAGAGAGCGGAGUGCAGCAAGUUGAAGGGCUGGGACCGGCACUUUCUUCUCCUUUAUGAAUGAUUUUGUGUGAGAAUUAGAUCGCCACUUUGCAAUGUUUGCGGACGAUAUAAAAUCUGGAGUCAUCCCCGGUGCUGCCGACGAAGUAGAUUUUCAGGAAGUGAUUUGUGGACCGGACGAGUGGUCUGGCAGACGACUCCGGUCGUUUAAGUGAAAGAAGUGUGCGGUUAAAGUUUGAUUUCCAUCUGCAUAGGUAAAAAAGGGUGUCAUACUGCGUCUUGUAAGUCGCAAACAAGAAUCUGAUGCGCGUAAUGACCACCUCAACGGAAUUCCACUCAAAAAUGCAGAACUGCAACGUUUGGAAGACGAACACUACAAAACCUUCUACGCACUUGUAUAAAGCGGUUUACGCCACAACUGUAAAGUCGCACGCCAUCAAGUGCACAUUCACAGUUUUUGGUGAAGACUGUCUCUCCAAUGUCAUUGGCACGUGCGUAAGUCCACAUCCUGAAUAUGCGAUCCAAGCCUGAAGACUCCGAGACUGGAUCCUACAUAACAUAUUUCGAAAAGGGCUGAGACGAGCUACAAAAUCAGUGAGAAUUUAAGGAGGUCUGCCAUACGAGACUCGUCUAGAUAGCCUAAAUCCCUGUCUUCUAAGUUAAAGGUAACUGAGCGGGGACUUGAUGCAGACUUUCUGUAUCGAGUGUGGUUUGGUCUCUGUCCUCUAGAGUAGGAACAUCUUUCAUUCGCGUCCACAAGUAGCCUUCAGGGAUAUUUCUUCAAAAUACUUGUGCGCAAAGGAAGGUUAGACGUGAGAAAGUAUUUUUCCACAAACCAUAUAGUGGAAACAUUGAUAACGUGCCCAAGACGAUUGUAACAUCUCACUAUGUUGAGACAUUCAGAAAUGGCCUAUGAUGCCAUAUAUUGUAGCAACAAGUGGAGUAUGUGACUAAAGAUCCCUAAGAAAACUUUGUAAAGCCAAGUUUGCUUGCACUUGGCACCGUGAUUUCUUUACAAAUUGCAAACUCUUCCGAGUUGUACGAAACAAAUAGGGAAUUCAAGGGCGUAAAUUUAUUUCAUUUAAAAAAUUGAGCCGAACAACAUUUCCUCAGCGUUUGUUCAUGAGAUUUGGUAAAUGAAUUCCAGUCGCUGAACUUAAUUGCGGAAAUCUACUAUGUCGACUGACGGAAACGCAAAAAACUGUAAUCGGUUACUUUCUUAUAGGAUUCUACGUUCUUUUUUACGCAUAUGAUGAUCCUUCCCCCAUUUUCUGAGGCGCAAUUGUUAAUUGUUAUAAUAGGGUAUUUAAUACAUGCACUCAAAAUUAUUGCUUAAUCUAAUCGGGUUUAAACGACUUAUAAGAGGUUUUGGCCGAAUCGACUACCAGGAAGGCAUCUCAGACAUGAUCAUGUCUGAUCAUGAUCAGGAUUAUAACGCGAGUAAAUAGACGUUAAUGGAUCGGUAUUACGGUCAGACAGUCUAAUAUGGCCGUGGGUGGGGGCAAAAAACGAUAAGUAUAAGGCGUCCCCCUGCGCAUUUUUUUGUCGAUGAGGGGGCCAGAGGGGGCCACAUCGGGGAUUUGCCCCGCCAUAGCCCCCUCUCCAGCCUUCUCAUAGCCCCCUCUGGCCCCGCCAUAGCCCCCUCAUGAGGCGGGGCCAUGAGGGGGCCAGAGGGGGCUGGUGCUGGCAGGGGAAUAACGGCAUGUCGACCAUAUAAAGUUAACAUAAAAUAUCCCACAAAUACCACUUGCGCCGUUUGGCGAAGGGGCAUUUGACCGGUAAAUAACUCAUUUAAUGGGUUGUUCAUCGGUCAGAUAACAAAAGAAGUCAAACUAACGUAUCAUCAGAUAAGUCGAGCGUGUUUGAACAAAAUACCCAAAGUUUUGGGAAUGUUUAAAAGAUUUUAUGAACACACGAUUUUCUCCGAAAAGUUUCGCGCUCAUAUUCUUUUCGACACAAGCACUUCACCUUCACUAAUCAUAGUUUUUCAGACUAGAGGGAAUAUCCGGUGGUUGCUGCUGUGACAUAUUGCCAAUUACUUUGUCAUUAAAAAAGCGUUCAUUUGUCACAGACAUGAUCACCCCAUGAAAGCAAGUAACAGUUUCAACUUCUUAUCAUAACACAGAAAAAUCUUAGACAAUCUAUGCGUUCCGCCCAUCGCAUUAUCAACUCCAUAGCUUUUUUGUUUUAUUGUUCCCCGGUAGGUGUAGGUGGUGGUGCUCUCGCUACGCAUUUGCUUUGGUGGUACUUCGCGGCGGCUUAAGGAGGGCCACUCCGCUCAGGCAUGGUCCGAAAGUUGAAGUACCACGAGAAAAAGCUUUUAAAAAAGGUUGACUUUAUAAAAUGGUCGGCUGACAACAAUUUGCAUGAGCUUAAAAUACUGAAAAAGUUUUAUAUUCAAAAACGAGAAGAUUACACUCUCUACAAUAAACUUUCGAAGAAGAUCAGGGAUAUAGCGGAGAAGCUCAAAAAUAUUGGGGAAGACGAUCCCUGGAGAGCUGAAAUUACGAACAUGCUGCUAACUAAACUGUAAUUUUGGAGUAACUUAUAUCCUUUAAGACACAACAUUGGUUUGCUGCCAACCAAGGCUUCACUCGCUCUCGCUUCUAAAGUCAGUGCCUCUUCCUUCUGCCGUCGGCGGCUUCCAGUUGUUAUGGUCCGGUCGCAUCUAGCAGAGACCAUAAAGGCUGCGGUGACUUUCAUUGAGCAGGGGCAUGUGCGCGUUGGGCCAGAUACAAUUCGCGACCCCGCCUUUUUGGUCACAAGGUAUUCCCAUCCUUUUCUAACCGUAGUAUUGCUUUAAUGUGCUCUGGAUGCUGACUAUUUGUCAUGCGUACAUGCAGGCUUACAAAGACUUUGUGGAUGUACCGUGUAUUCAGGCCCGAAUAUUUAGUCCUGGUUUUCUCUCGGUCAUCGUGCUUUUUUGUCGCAACAGAAGCCCGAGACGGACGUUAUUACAUGACCCAGGGCAUCUAACAUAGUUUGUGGCAGUAAUCUCAUGGUGUUCUUUAAGUCCGAAUUCAGUUAUGCUGAUGUGUGCGGAAAUGUCCGCUUUGGCAUUAUGCGAGUAAUGGGUUAUAUCACCAACCAUUUAAAGAUCGCCUGCAAAUUCAUACAUUUUGACUUUUGCCAUGCCCAUGACUUGCAUAACUGCUGUUUAGGCUUCACAUAGCACUUCUAUCAAAUACCGCUGACGAGAGUUUGGAACUUCACUUACCACUUUUAAGCUAUAUUUUGGAGCAAACACAGUUUAUCGUUACUGUUUCCUCCUGCAAACCGAGUACUGCCGUUUGCUCUUUGACUCACCUACUGAUUUUCGUUUUUCAAGGCCAAUGGAGGACUAUGUGACGUGGACUCCCGGUUCGCGUAUUAAAAAGAAGCUACAGGCGUUUAACAACGCGCUCGAUGACUUCGAGGAUGAGUAA
Messenger RNA from Spirometra erinaceieuropaei, 15216 nucleotides. The record is from the annotation of a GenBank genome assembly. Lineage: Eukaryota; Metazoa; Platyhelminthes; Cestoda; Diphyllobothriidea; Diphyllobothriidae.